UAAAAGUUUGAGGACCCCUGAUCUAUACCUAUCUAGGAAACUAUUUCAGCACACCAUAGGCUUCAUAAGUCUCUAACCACUAAGAAUAACUUCCUCCACUUUUUCCCUUUAGAAAAGUUGUGUAUCUCUUUAACUACUGUCUUCACCUCCCAAAAGGAAUUUAUAAAUGGACCACUACUUUCCCCUUGCUCCUCCUCCUUUCUUUUUAAAAUUCCUUUGUUGUCUGAAGUGGGUUAUUGUAGGUAGAGGAAGGGUUUUUUUUGUUUUGUUUCAGAGAGAUGGUUUCCGUUUGCUUGGAAAGGAGGCCUAGAUAAAAAUCUCAAAUGAGCUCAGCAAAUUCAUAGAUUUAAGAUUUUAAAGUAGAACUGGAAAAAAUAGUUUCUGAGUUAUUAUUCCUUUUUAAAGGGGCAGGAUAAAGGAGAGUUGCUAGUUUGGUUGAUUAAAGCUGAGUAUAGGAAAAGAUAGAUAUGGGGAAGAAUUAAAAACACCAAUAAGUUUUCCCCAAACAAGAGCUUUUUGUUCUAUUUGGCUCCUAAAUUGCAGGUUAAUAGAUCAAUUAAGUAAACAAUGGGAAACAGUUAAACAUUUCUAUACUAAAAAAAGACUGGAUUGUGGACUGAUGUUCUUGGUGGGUUUAUGUCCUCUUGCCUGGCGACCAAGGAGAAAAUUGUCCUCUGUACUUCCUCUUGUUGUUACUUAUUGAUGAGGAAAGAAAUGUUGCAGUUGGUUGUCCAGGCUCUUCAUGUUGAGUUUGGCCAACUUGAUAGACUGCAAGACUUCAAAUGAAAUGUACUAAACUCCACCUGAAUUUCACAAACGUUUAGCAAAUCAUGUCCAACCUGGAGAAAGAAGAACUCUCCAAUGCAAUUAUCCUCUAUCUUAGAAGUCUUGGGAUUCAUGUCCAGCCUUGGAAGAUCAGCUCUAGCGAGGAGAAUCACACGGUGCCUUGUGUAGCUGGUGGUCUGUUUGGUGUCCCACUGCACACACUGCCCAUUUCAAAGCAGGUAGCCGGUGUGCCACAGUUCCUUGCUGAUGCUUGUGAGUUGCUCCGGCCACACCUUCACGUUGAAGGACUUUUCCGGAAAUGUGGAUCAACGACACGCAUCAAGGCUUUAAAGACCCGGUUGGAGGCUGGGGAACGCUGCUUGGAGAUGGCUCUCCCUUGUGAUGUAGCAACUCUAGUAAAGCAGUUCCUGAGAGCCUUGCCUGAGCCCUUGAUCCCAGUCAGCCUUCAGGGGCCCCUCUGCCAGGCCCAGCAACAAGAAGAUAGCAGCGAGGAUAAUCGUUCACUGAUGCUUUUGGUCACCUCACUUCUUCCUCAGAGAAAUGUGGACAUUCUCCGUUACCUCUUCAACUUUCUACAGGAUGUGGCAGCCAGGUGUGCUCAGAAUAAAAUGGAUUUAGGCAACUUGGCUGUUGUCUUUGCACCCAACCUAUUCCUCAGUGAGCCCUGCAGCCAGCUGAACAGCCAAGUGGAGGAGCAGCUGCGAAGCCAGGCCACCGUGGUUCAGACUCUCAUCUCCCACGCUUCUGAGAUUGGUAUUGUCCCCAAGUCUCUCUUGGGAAAAGUGCAAGCUGCAUUUUCUGACCUGGAUGGAAAGAGACAGCCUUCAUCUGAAUCUGAAGGACAGAAAGAGAGCGAAGGGGAAGUAAGGCGGAGGCGGCGGAGGCGCAGUGUGAGCAACUUUGUAACUGAGACCCUGAGCAAAUUCAAGACAAGCCGAUCUCUUUAUGCUGCUCCUUGCCAAGAGAUUAAAACAGGCUCCUCGACUGACAGUACUCUGAGAAUGUCUUUUAAUUCCAAGCGGAAAGCUUCUGAAGAUGUUGCCUGGGCUGCUGAACUUUCAGUCAAGAAGAGGAGAUCGGGCUUGGAUUCACUCAGCUUUGAUACCUUUGUGGAUGAAGCCGGGGACCCAUGUAUUCAACCAAUGUAUUGGGGUUCUGUGCAAGGAAAAGAGGCACUCAGCCCACCAAGCUCAACUGUACAAAUUCAAAGAAAACGGAGCGGCAGCAAGAAAAAACACACUCAGAGAAAACAUCCUGUUCAGACUUCCCCUAGCUCCUCCCCAACCUCUUUUGAGCGAAAGGACACAGGACGCAAAUCCUUACGCAUCUUCUCCCGCCAGAGUAAAGAUCUGGCAGGAGAACCAAGCAGCUGGCUUCUGGUGAAGAAGAUGGUCCCAGAGACUAUUGAAAGUCCCACGUCCCAAGAGAAAUGGGCCCAGCUGCAGUCAUACAGGCUCAGAGAAAGUGCAACAGGCUUUCCAAGACAGUUGGCCAAAGGAAGCAAUUGCCCCGCUAUCUCUAUAAAACCGGAGACUCCACCUGUUGCUGUGAAAUGCAAAAACUGUAAGGUGCCAAGCCCAGGCGUUGAUUAUGUCAUGUCUGGAUGCCAAGAGAUGGGUUUGGAUGACGGGUUUGAAAAAAGAGGGGUAUUGGACAAGGCUGGCUAUUUGGUAAGGAAGACCCAGCCGUUGGCUCCUCCAGCCAAGCAAGACAAACCUAUCCGUCGAUCGAUAAGUUGGUCUGAAGGUCUGUCAAUGAACAUUCCCACCGAAGAAACAGAUUUCUCUCCAGACGAAAUUCCUCUGAAACCUGGACAACAUGAAGCCUUCCCAUUUGACCUACCCGACGCAGCUCAACUCGAUAUGGAAGUCUUAGUGGCUGGCGUGAGGCAGCUGGGCAUCUCUGCUGUGUGUGUAACACCGGUGGAGAGCUGUGAUCCUGGCUGCCCAGAGAAUGGGCCUCGCGAUCCACUUACCUCCACACCAAACCUGUGUGAUAGCCGUAUCCCUCUUGCUGAAGGCCUCUGCCAAAUCAAAGAGGUGCCCAAAAGCCGGCUCAAGUGCCUGACCCUCAAUUUUCAAGCCAGUGAGACAUCCAAAGUUCCCAAACGUAAAGGUGGGCGCCGAUUUGGUCGCUCGAUUAGCCAUGAAAGUGGCUUGCCCUUGCAGGCUGAACAAGAGGCGCCCACAGGGCAGAGUAGCCAUGCCAAGAAGGGGGCCUCUGUUCAGUCUCCCAGAAGCCCCUUGCAGUCCUUCAAGGCUUAUGGGAGGCAAUUUUUUAUAAGCCGCAAACAUAUCAUGAUGUCUUUUGCUGGGCUUCGAGGCAAAAAGGAGGCGCCAUGCCCCCGGGGCACUGAAGGGCCAACUGUGGCCACACCAGAACUAUAACUAGGAAUAUCUGUGAGAAGGAAAACAAUCAAAGGUAAAUAAAAUAAGAUUGUAAUAAUGGUCUCCCAGACUCUGCCCUUGGGUGAUCGUUGUCAAUAAUUUAAAAAACCAGAUGUGUAGGAAAACCUGCCCCAAUGUACUCAGCCUUUUUGCCUGCUGGGAGUAGAGUUCUAUUUCUGGCUGCUAUUACAGGUGGAACGUUUAAUUUGCACAGUCCAACUUCAUUGCAUUUCUUUGUAGCUUUUUGGCACAAUUUCAAGUAGCUCAAAUUUAUAAGGGGGUUAGGUUUCUGGAAAGAAAAGUGCUGGUAACAGCUAUUCUGUCCCUUAAGAUGAGACUGAUGUUGGUUUUGGUCUCCUAGCCUUCGCAUAGUCCAUUCUGUUGCCCUUAAAUCCACCUUAAGUCCAUCCUCUCUUUUUCCUGCCAUUUCACCUUGUGCUCGUGCACAACAUCAGUGUCUUCUAGCAAACCAUAUUUUGAUUAUAGAUGUUUAAAAAUGAUGUGUUUAGUCAUCCUUCUGUCAUCCUGCCCUCCAUCCAAAUAAGCUACCUCUACUGGCCUUGAAUGACCAGGCCUGUGUAUUUUUGUUUUGAAAUAUUUGAAUUAUUGUCCUCAAUAUUAUUAUUUUGCCAUUGGGUAUAUGAUUUACAGCCAGCAGAGCCUGAAUAUGAGAAGAUGUUUGGCUUCUCAAACCUGUUUUGGACUUGAGGUUUAUAGCAAAAGUAAAAGGGAAUAUAGUUUGGCUAUCAACUGUUGUGACAUGUAUUCUACCCCAAAUUACGGUGGUCACGAAAGGGAUACUAAGACACAAAUAUAAAUUGAUAUAUUAUGCAUAUGACAGAAUAAUUUUUCUCAAACUUGGUGUUCUCUAUAUGUGUUGCACCACAAUGAAUGCAAGCUAUUGUCCAAUAAAACUGAUGGACACCAGCAGGUGGGAAAAAAUGGAUCAUUCCUGUUUGGUCUGGAUGAUGUUUGUAUGCACCUCAUUUCUUCAAUCCUCCUUUAGAAAGAUGUCAAGUGCCCUGUCGUUUCUAAUAUACCCCAUAAUGAUUUUAUAAUGAUUGUUGUGUUUGCCUCUCAUGUGCCUUUUCUUAAUCUUAUCACAAAAUAAUUAAAAGCAAGAAAUAUCAA
Messenger RNA from Anolis carolinensis (green anole), 4304 nucleotides. RefSeq lists its product as uncharacterized. The record is from RefSeq and is a predicted model, not a curated record. The coding region runs from base 831 to 3173 and encodes 780 amino acids. The transcript is spliced from 13 exons. Lineage: Eukaryota; Metazoa; Chordata; Lepidosauria; Squamata; Anolidae. Gene Ontology annotation, biological process: signal transduction.